Molecule: messenger RNA, 2530 nt
Organism: Leptomonas pyrrhocoris
Lineage: Eukaryota; Euglenozoa; Kinetoplastea; Trypanosomatida; Trypanosomatidae
Product: putative phosphate transporter
Exons: 1
Coding region: 464-2530 (688 amino acids)
Biological process (GO): phosphate ion transmembrane transport
Cellular component (GO): membrane
Molecular function (GO): phosphate transmembrane transporter activity
Source: RefSeq, a predicted model, not a curated record
GCGUACGUAACAGUAUAUAUAUAUAUAUAUAUGUAUGUAUUUACUACCUUAAUUGUGGGUCUCGAGAUUCGAGUACGGCAGGGUUAAAAGCGCGACUUCCGGCAGCCCGUUUCCCCAUUGCGUUGUUCUUCGCUUUCUUUUCGCAUUUCGGGUUCAAACAGCACACGACUGAUCCGUCGCUACUUUCCUCCGUCGUUAAAAGGGACUCGCGUAAGGACUUAUUUUGUGUUCUUGCGCUCUAGUUAGCGCGCGAUCAAUUCGGACUCACCCGGUGUCGGUGCACGAGUUGCAGGCGAUCGAUCAAUGCAUCUUUUCCCUUAGCACUUGCAUCUCCAUUACCCCUCCUCCCCCCCAAAAGCGCGCAGCCAGCUCUUUUGCACACAUCGGGUUAACGGCCUGCCAUCGCAGAAGGAGAGAGCGAGGAAACAAAUAAAAAGAAGAGGGAGUUAGGAAAGUCGCAGUCAUGGCCAUUUCAACCUGUCAGCUGGAAGUGGACACCACGCUGCCGUUGGUGUGCAUCUGCACCCUGCUGUCCUUCCUCUGCGGCGUCGGCAUCGGUGCCAACGACCUCUCCGCCAACUUCGCCAUGGUGGUGGGCAGCGGCUCUCUCAACAUGCGACAGGCAAUCAUCUACUGCACCGUCUUUGAGCUGCUCGGUGCCGCCUUCAUGGGCGGACACGUCAGCAGCACGAUCCGCAACGGCAUCGUCGACGGCGCCCUUUUUGCGAGGAACAAAGAUGUCGUGGUGGUCGGCAUGACCUGCGCCACCUUCGCGGCGGCGCUGUGGCUGUACCUGUCGACGGUGUUCGGCCUCCCUGUCUCGAUCACCCACACCGUCGUCGGCUCCAUCCUCGGCUUUGCCAUCUUUGCCUCGGGUGGUUUCACGUAUGUGAAGUCGAGCGGGUUGGUCGUAAUUGUCAUCUCGUGGCUCGCCGCGCCGCUCGUCGCGUGUGCGGUGACGGCUCUCAUUUUCUAUUACAUGCGCCGCGACAUCUUCAAGAAGAAAGGGCGCUCGUUCGAGCGGGCGCUGAAGGUGCUGCCGUACUGCCUCUUCUCCUCCUUGUUGGUGGACUUCUUUUUUGUUUUAAUUGAGGCGCCGCCCAUCAUGUCGCUGACCUUUGCCGCCUACGUGCCACUGGCUGCACAGUACCUCAUCCUUCUCGCCUUUAUCUUUCUCUUCUGCUGGUUGGCCACCGUUUUCGCCUUUCCCCAGGUCGCGGAGGCCGCGCAGGAAGCGCGCUCCUUUGUGUGGGAGAGUGAGGCGCUGCGCACUGAACCGGUGGAACCGGCCGCCAGCAGGCGCAAGUCGGAGGAGCUGAAAAACUUAUCCUUCUUCAAGCCGAAGCACGACAGCGGGGCGGAGGGCGUUCCCCCGAAGCGGUGCACCAGUGGCCUCUCGAAUGCGACGACACGCAGCGCGACGCCCGCACCUGCACCUCCACCGUCAUCGUCAUCCGCGCUGCCAGAGCCGCACGACCUGCUGGCAACGAGCUCCGUGUCCAUGGAGGUGGUGCCGACGUCGGAGGCGGCAGUGCACAUCCAGGACCCUCACCCGAGAGCCGGCUCCAACCUCGCGACGGAAGCCUCGCUUGUGUUGUCCUCCAUUGUCGCCUCAGACAAUCCGGUGGUGCACAAAGGCGGGGCGGUGCGCCUUGCCCCGGUGCGGACCUCGCGGACGUUGUCACCCGCACCGCACACGCAGCUUUCCGGAUCCAACUUCGCUUGUGUGAGCUCCGUUCCGAUGAGCGAGGUGAGCUACCUGCCAGGCCACAACGUCGAGGCGUCGAACCAGGAGGAGCGUGAGACGUGGCCGCUGCACACGGCCGCCGUGGACGACUACGGCAGCACGAACAACACGAACGUCUCCAAAAGCAGUUAUCGAGAGGCGGAGAUGGUCGACCCGAGGACGCCCGCCUCCGUGCACAGCGAGGACGAGUUCGGCGAGGACGACUGGGACAUGGACCACCCCAUGCAGCCCAUCCGCUUCGGUGGAAUUCUCAUCAAGCCCUUCAACCCACGUGCGGAGUACCUCUUCACCGGCUUGCAGGUGGUGGCGGGCAGCAUGUCGAGCUUCGUCCACGGCGCCGUGGCGGGCGCCAACGCCACCGCUACCUUCGUCAUUUUGUACGACGCCUUCACGGAUCACGAGCUGGAGACACCGGGCUUGAGCUCGCGGUGGUCCGUGCUGCCGGCCAUGCUGGGCAUCGCCAUUGGCAUGUUUGGCCUCGGUGCGAGCCUCAUGAAGACGGUCGGCAUGGAGCUGGUGACGGUGACGCCGGCGCGGGGGUGGUGCAUCCAAACCGGUGGCACCCUCGUCACAAUGAUCCUCACCGGCAUCGGCAUUCCCGUUUCGCUGUCGCAGUCGCAGAUCGGCGCAGCUAUCGGGUGCGGGGUGCUGGACGCCAAACUUGGCGGUGUAUCGUGGGGCAUCGUAACGAAGGUGGUGACGGGCUGGGUGGUGACACUGAUCAUUAGCGCGCUAACCACAGGCGUCUCUAUGUGGGUUGUAUCAGCGUUGCUGUGCGCUUAG